Messenger RNA from Closterium sp. Yama58-4, 1551 nucleotides. Lineage: Eukaryota; Viridiplantae; Streptophyta; Zygnematophyceae; Desmidiales; Closteriaceae. The record is from the annotation of a GenBank genome assembly.
AUGGCAACCCCGUCCCCGCUCAAGUCCGUGACGGCGCACUCGUGGGAGACUGAACCCGAGGGCGCGCUGGAGGGAAUCGUUCUCGAGGAUGAUGCGAUCUUCGACCCCGUGAAGGCCGUCAAGGGCAAGGUUUCGAAGCUCGUGCCGGAGGAAGGCGCGCACAAGCCCACGCACUGCCUUGCGCGCCUGCGCUUCCACCCCAACACGGAGAAGCAGCUCAACAACAUGAUCAAUGUGGAGUACGCCAUGUCGUACACCUUCCACAGCAUGAGCAACUACUAUGCUCGUGACUGCGUGGGCCUUCCGGGGCUUGCAACGCUUUUCAUGAAGCGCAGCAACGAGACCAGGAAGAACGCUAUCGAGCUCGCUGCCUAUGUCUCCAAGCGUGGAGGGUGUGUGGUGCUGAAGCCCAUUGCUGCACCUGAGGGCGAGUAUGGCGAUCCUCAGAAGGGAGACGCUCUUAGCGGCAUGGAGUUGACCCUGGCUAUGGAGAAGGCAGAGACUGACAAGUUCCUCUCGCUGAACAAGGCUGCGGAGGAUGUGGUGGAUGAGCAGCUUUCAGACUUCCUCACAGACAACUUUAUUGACAAGCAGGUGGAGCUUCUCAAGCUCCAUUCAAUCUAUGUGUCGCAGCUUCGCCGCGUCCGCACUGGUCAUGGCCAGUGGCACUGGGACAAGACGCUGGCAGAAGAGCUUGGGUCCUCUGCCGUCGAGACGGGGGGUAAGGCGAGCACAAUAACGCGGAUAUCUCCUGUGUUCGGCGGGUGUAUCAAUAACGCGUCCAGAUACGACACGGACGUGGGGUCGUUCUUCGUUAAGACCAACAGCUCCGCGGGCCCGGCAAUGUUUGAGGCGGAGGUGGCGGGGCUGCAGGCGAUGGUGGAGGCGGGGGCCAUCCGCGUGCCACGCCCCUUCACUGCAGGCGCCAUGCCGCGCCGCGGGUCGUAUGUGGUCAUGGAGUUCAUUGAAUUCGGCCAGUUUAAAACGCAGGCAGAGCUAGGGCGGCAACUAGCUCUCAUGCACCUGCAGGGAUUGUCGCCAAAUGGACAGUUUGGUUUCCAUUGUGACAACACCAUUGGCAGCACGCCACAGCCCAACAAGUGGGAGAGCGACUGGGUGACAUUCUUCAGAGAGCAUCGGCUCGGCCACCAGCUGAAGCUCAUUCGCAAGCAGUUUGCCGAUAAUGCUCUCGUUGCCAGUGGGGAGAAACUGCUGGAGAAGCUUCCUGAGUUGCUUGGUGGAGUGGAGGUAAAGCCAAGCCUCUUGCAUGGGGACCUCUGGAGCGGAAAUAUUGCUGCGGAUAAGGAGGGAAACCCAGUCAUCCUCGACCCGGCUACAUACUAUGGGCACAGUGAAGCUGAGUUCGGAAUGUCAUGGUGUGCCAGUUUCGGCGGUUCUUUCUGGUCAGCGUAUUUUGAGGUUCUUCCAAAGCAACCUGGCUUUGAAGAAAGGGUGGAGAUUUACAAGCUGUACCACUACCUCAAUCAUUAUAACCUCUUCGGAUCAUCAUAUCGCUCGUCGUGCAUGUCUAUCAUCAAUCGGUUCAUCUGA